CGGUUGCGUCAAGCCUGUCGCGGCCUAACUUGCGAUGGGGGAUAUCCACGUUAAACCCGGGACGCUUCCAAUAAUCAACAUAGGCCCCUACCUACACACGGACGACCACCCUGGCCGCCUUUCCGUCGCUGCGCAGCUGCACUCUGCAUGUCUCGAAUUUGGAUUUUUCUACCUUGACCUUGGCUCCUUCAUCGAACCCGGUGAGCCUGAGGAGCUGCAAAAGCUUGCCAGGGAGUUUUUUGCGAAGCCUCAGGAGGAGAAGGACAAGAUAGGGUUAGCUCACCAGGAUGGAGCGAGAGGCUAUCAACGGCUGAAGGAGAAUGUGACGAACGGGAAGGCAGACAACCAUGAAGGCAUCGAUUUCUACCGACCUGUGGACAAUCCUGACAAGUCCCGUCCGUUAUGGGGAGAAAACCAGUGGCCAGAAGAUCCUCCCCAGUUUCGCGAGAAGUUCGAAGCCUGGACAGAAAAGAUGAAGAAGUUGGGCGUGGUGGUUAUGGAAGCAAUGGCAGUGGGCCUUGGCAUGACCCACGAAGAAUGGGAGCAGCUCAAGUCACAAGUCGACGAGUCGUUCUGGGUGAUGCGCGUCAUCGGAUAUCCCCCUCUUCCGAAUAACUAUGACGGUUUCUCCUGCGGUGCUCAUAAGGACUACGGAUGCCUAACCUUCUUGUAUCAAGACGACACCAAGUCUGCGCUGCAGGUUUGGUUAGAGAACUCGGAGGUUGUAGAGACCGAUGCGGAAGGGAAUAUAUCCGGACUACCGAGCGAAGAGCUAGCGGAAGGUGUUUGGAUUGACGCAGAUCCUAUACCAGGCUGCGUUGUGUGCAACAUCGGCGAGAUGUGGGAGGUCUGGACGAAUGGAUUGUACAAGAGCACAUUGCAUCGCGUAGUACAUAGGGGAGCUAACUACCGAGUCUCUAUUCCGUUCUUCUUCGAGCCCAAUUUCAACGCCGAAGUGAAGCCGCUCGCCGCCGCCCUGCGUAUUCAGAGCGCGGAUGACGACGCUCACGCGGAGCAGAAAAAGUAUGAACCGGUGGUGUAUGGUGACUUCCUCUUGAAGAAGGUCGGAAAUAACUUCGCAACCGGCAAGGGCAAGUACGAUUAGGCGGGGCAAGGGACAACACGUAUAGUACUCACGAACAGAGGAAAAGGGAAGGAAUAGAAGCUGGUAUAUAUAUCUGAUGUAUCGCGGGACUCUUAUGAACGAACCCUGGAGCAACACUGAAGCUGUACGUUUAUUGAAAAUGUAUAACAUGAUCUGAUGUUGGGAACAAGAACUUUUCUGCACGAUUGUAGGCCAGUGUACAGCAGUCGAACCAACACAGGAAUCAAUGGUCGUAACAAAACUGGUUUGAACAUUGGUAUCCAGAUUGUGACUACGCGGACAUACUUGUUCGCGGUCCAGCUCUGGGGUAUAGGAAGAUAGUGAGAAGGAUGUGGGCCGGUGCUUAUGAGUUCUGAGAGUAAAUGGUUCUCCCAGCUCGUUCGCCUCCGAAGUGCGCUCGUCCCCGCUCGUCUUGUACAGGAGGGGUACCCGAUGUACGAUUCUCCCGGCGCGCCUGCCUUGGGCUGUGUGACGAGCUCGCGUGUGCAUGGUGCCUCUCCUGCGAACCGCGCUCCCUCCGCCGCUCGUCCGCAUGCAUCGGGUGCAGGUGAGACCGUUGCGCGUUCGCGUGCUGCCAAGGCUCCUCCUGCACAAAGUGCGCCGCGAUGUAGUGCGGCCCGCCGCUCGUCCAGCGAUGGUCGGCCUCGCCCGGGACCGGCGGCGACUGGAGCGGGUGGGGGUGCGCGCCGACCGCCAUCGGGGCGAGGGGCAGUUGCAGCGGGGGACCGUCCCAGGGCGCGUGCUGACGCCCGUUCGCGUAUGCGUGCCCGUGCGAAUGCGAAUGCGGAGGGGACAGGGAGGAAGGCCCUCCGUUGGCGUACGGCGCGCCCUCCGGCGAGGUCUGCCGCGUCCGACUGCGGCGCGGGCGCGAGACGCGCGUGGGUCCGUCGACGGACGAGCUGGCGGUCGAGUCGGCGCCGGCACCGCCGUAGCGGCCUUUGGUGUCGCGCGUGCGCGGCUUUUUGUAGGUCGGGUCCCCGUUCGACUUGUUGCUCCUGGUGCGGGACAUGCCCUUUGUUUUAAUGUUUGGCUGAUGCUGGGAGACGCCGGACGCGAUGGAGCCGACUACGGGCGUGGACAUGACCACUGGCUCCAAGGGGCCUUCUUUCAUCUUCUCCGCUCGGCGCUCAAGAGCAUCGACGAUACUUAUGGG
Messenger RNA from Punctularia strigosozonata HHB-11173 SS5, 2258 nucleotides. Its product is annotated as Clavaminate synthase-like protein. NCBI's taxonomy places the organism in Eukaryota, Fungi, Basidiomycota, Agaricomycetes, Corticiales, Punctulariaceae. Bases 35 to 1105 code for a protein of 356 amino acids. Gene Ontology annotation, molecular function: dioxygenase activity. The record is from RefSeq and is a predicted model, not a curated record. The transcript has 12 exons.